Molecule: messenger RNA, 3922 nt
Organism: Chlamydomonas reinhardtii
Lineage: Eukaryota; Viridiplantae; Chlorophyta; Chlorophyceae; Chlamydomonadales; Chlamydomonadaceae
Exons: 8
Coding region: 33-3386 (1117 amino acids)
Molecular function (GO): nucleic acid binding; ATP binding
Source: RefSeq, a predicted model, not a curated record
GUUGAGCGCCUGGAAAACAGCACGCGACACAAAUGGGUGUCGACUACAUAGCUCGAAAGAGCGCCAAGAAGCGAAAGAAGAAGGAGCGCCAGGCGGUGGGCAAGGAUGGCGUUGCCAUACGGGAGCGUCGCCGUAAGAAGAUUCGACGGCUUUGUCAGGGCGUGUGCUACAAGACGCCGGAGCUGACGGAAGAAGACAAAAAGGGAGGCUGGUCGGACGGCGAGGGCAACGGGGCCCCCGACUACGACAGUGACAUUGAGGAGGCCGCCGCCGCCGCCCGCGCCGCCUCCAACAAGGCCGCCAGCACCAGCGCCGCCGCCGCCGCGGCCGCCGACGCCAAGCUCCAAAAGCAGAGCGCCAAGAAGGCCAAGAAAGAAAAGAAGCAGCAGAGCCAGGCUGCUGACAAGAAACGCAAAGCCGCUGAUGACGGCAACGCCGCCGACGGCGAAGCCGCUGCCGACGGCGGCGGCAAGCUCUCCACCUCCAUCAAACUAUUGGACCCUGCAACGCUGGCCACAAACGCUGCUAACGCGGCGCUUAAGAAGCUACAGCUCACGCCGGAGGCGGCGGCGGCGGCGGAGGCGGCGCUGGGUGGCUACCCGGCGCUGCUGCGCGGCGUGAUGCUGGCGGAGCGGCACGUGGAGCCCACGCCGGUGCAGGAGGCGGCGUGGCCGGCGGCGCUGGCGGGGCGGGACGUGUGCGGCGUGGCGGAGCCGGGCAGUGGCAAGACGCUGGCGUACCUGCUGCCGGGGCUGGUGCGGCUGCAGGCCGAGGGCCACAGCGCUGCCAGCUCGCCGGCCGGCCCCGUCAUGCUGGUGCUGCUGCCCACGCGCGAGCUGGCGCAGCAGGUGGCCGGCCAGUGCCGCCGCACGCGCGCUGUCACCGGCCUGCGCACCGUGUGCGUGUUCGGCGGCGCGCCCAAGGACGAGCAGGCGGCGCUGCUGGCGGGCGGAGCCCCUCCCGCCGCCGCUGGCGCCCCCGCUGACGAGGCCGCUGCUGCGGAGGCCGGCGCCGGCGCUGGCGGCAAGCGGCCGCACGUGCUGGUGGCCACGCCGGGGCGGCUGUUGGACCUGGCGGACAGCGGGCACCUGGUGCUGGGCCACGUGCGCUACGUGGUGCUGGACGAGGCGGACAAGAUGCUGGGGCUGGGCUUCAAGCCGCAGCUGGACCGCCUGUACGACAUGCUGCAGCUGGGCGGUACGGCGGCGCCGGCGGCGGCGGCGGCUGGAUCCGGUGCGGCGGCGGCGGCGGCGGCUGGGUCCGGUGCGGCGGCGGCGGCGGCGGUCGGAGCAGUGGAGGGGAAGAAGAAGGGGGCGGCAGCUAAGAAGCAUAAGCAGCAGCAGGCGGAGGCGGCGGAGGCGGAGCCGGCGGUUAGGCCACAGCGGCCGCAGGUGCUGUUGUUCAGCGCGACUAUGCCGGCGGAGGUGGAGGCGGCGGCGGCGCAGUGGCUUCGGAAGCCGGAGCGGGUUGCGGUCAGUGCCGGCGGCGCCAACGCCAUCAGCCGCACCGUCACGCAGGUUGUGCACGUGUGCGCGGAGCACAAGAAGCCCGAGAAACUCCUCAAGCACCUGGGCCGCAUCCGGGCCCAGUACCAGCAGCAGCAGGCGGCGGGCGCGGGCGGCCGCAACCCGCCGCGCGUGCUGGUGUUUGCCAACCGCGUCAAGGCCGUGCGCUUCCUGGCCGCGGCACUGGCGCGUGAGGGCUACAAGGUGGCGCAGCUGCACGGCCAGAGGUCGCAGGGCGAGCGCAACCAGGCGGUGUCUGAGUUCCGCGCCGGCAAGGCGCAGGUGCUGGUAGCCACCGACGUGGCGGCGCGCGGGCUGGACAUCCGCGCGCUGCCCUACGUGGUCAACUACGACUUCCCCGCGCGCAUCGAGACCUACGUGCACCGCGUGGGCCGCACCGGGCGGCUGGCGGCGUGCGGGCACGCCUACAGCUUCUUCACACGCAACCUGGCCCCGCUGGCGCCGCCGCUGCUGGAGCUGCUGCAGGCGCACGGGCAGGACGUGGACCCCAACCUCUCCGCCCUCGCCAACGCCUGGCGCAUCGCGGAGAAGAAGCUGGGCGCGGCGGGCGCCGCCGCCGCGGCGGCGGCCGCCCUGCGCCGCGGCGACGGCUCCGGAGCCGCCGCCGGCGCGGGCAGCGAGGACCCGGACAGCGGAGCGGGCGCGGCCUCGGAGGAGGGCGGUGAGGAGGCCGAUGACGACGAGGGGGAUGCGGUGGCGGGGGGCGAUGAUGAGGGCAAGCUGAGUAUGGCGGAGCUGGCGCUGGGCGCCGCGGAGGACCUGAUGGAGGGGCUGGGGUCGCGCGACGCACGCGCCAUUGCUGAUAUCCUCAGAAAGAAGAUGGCCAAGCAGCAACAGCAGCAGCAGGGCGGGAGUAAGAAGCCGGCGGCAGGGGAGGCCGAAGAGCAGCAGGAGCAGCGGCCGGCGAAGAAGGCGCGGCCCGGGGACACGCAGCUGGUGCCCACGACGGCGGCGCAGCGCGCCGCCGCGGACGCGGCGGAGCCGGGCGCGGGCCGCAAGGCGCCGUACAUGGCUGCCAAGUCCUUUGCCGGCGCGCGGCCCGGCUACUGCUUCAAGAAGGGGCCGCUGGGGUUGGGCUAUUACGCCGAUGAGCCGCUUCAUCUGGUGAAGCAGCGGAAGCUCGCGGCGGCAAAGGCGGCCAAGGCGGCGGCGGGCAAGGUGGUGGUGGUCACCAAGCCCGCCACAGCCGCGGCCGCCGGCAAGGCAGGGGUGGCGGCUGCGGUGGCUGGAGGCAAGGCCGCGGCGGCAGACAAGGCGGCGGGGGGUGCAGCUGCUGCGGGCAAGAAGGCUGCUGGCGGCAAAGCGGAGUCGGUGUGGGGCUUGCCGCAGCGGAACAAGCCCAUCAUCCCCGUCCGGCACGAGGACUUCCUGUCGGACUCGGAUCAGGCCGCCUCUGACGGCGCCGACAGCGAUGACGACGACGACGAGGAGGAUGGCGGCGUCGCGCCGGCCGCCAAGAAGCAGCCGCCGGCUAAGAAGCGCUUCCAGCCGGAUCCGGAUUCGGAUGAUGAGCUCUUUGGAUCCGGUGGGCGCGGCGGCGGCGGCGGCGGCAGCGGCUCGGAUGACGAUGACGACGACAGUGACGAUGAGGAGGGCGGGCGGGGUGCGGCGAAGAAGAAGCACAAGGCGCUGCCGGGGCGGCUGCGGAAGAAGCUAGCCAAGGCGAAGGCCAAGAGUGGCGGCGGGGGCGGCGGCGGAGGCCGAGGCCGAGGCCGCGGCGGCAGUGAUGGCGGUGGAAGGGGCGGCGGAGGCAGGGGGCGCGGCGGGCGGGGUAGCAGCGCAGCCGGGCGCAGCGGGAGAGGCGGUGGCGAGGGCGGGAGAGGAGGCCGCGGCGGCGGGCGCGGUGGUGGCAGGUCGUGAGGCCAUGUAGAGUGAUGACUGAAACCGUGCAUAGUGCUUAUUACUGUCUUGAUGCAUAUGACUUUGACGAUGAUUUUACUGAGUAAGCAGCAACUGGGUUUGCAACUUGCUGUACAUUUAUGUUUGUUGACGGUGCACUGCAACUAUGGUUGUGCAAGUAGACGCAGGUUUGGAUACGCAGGUUGGACGUUUGUUCAGUUGAAGGCGGUACGUGACAGUUGGAACGCCUUCUGUAUUUGGCAAUCGACGAAGCAGUCAUACACGCGUGUGCUCUGCCUGUUUGGGGCCGAGCUUAGAGCCAUGGGGCCCCUGAUAACGUUUGGGUGGGCGCUGGGCCUGCCAAGAGCGCGAGCAACGCACCACACCUGGCGCUGCUCCUGCGCGGCCUCUGCCUGUCGCUUGGCCCCGCCACCCUGUCACCUCCCGCACCAACCGAAUCUCUGACGGGCGGUACAGGCUGCCGUGUCACGGUGUAGCUCUGCUGUGAGUAGGUGGCCUUCUCCUUGUCAAACAGCGCCUUGCCCUCCAGUAAUCGC